GCGUGGUGCAGCCAGGGAGCCGCCUGCUCGACAUCGGGACCGGCCCGACCGUCUACCAGCUCAUCAGCGCCAGUAGAUUCUGCACGGAGAUCGUCUGCGCAGAGUAUGCUGAGGCUAAUCGAGCUGAAGUGCUAAAAUGGAUAAAAGGAGAGCCUGACGCGUACGACUGGAACUCUUCUUUCCAGUAUGUCGCCGGCCUUGAAGGAGACAGCUCUUCGUGGGAAGCCCGCAAAUUGCACUUGAGAGACGCAAUCAAAGCGGUCAUUCCUUGUGACGUCACCAAGCCCGAUCCCCUGACCCCAUAUGAGUAUGAACAGUUCGACGUCAUCACGUCAAUGAAGUGCCUGGAAGUAGCGUGCCCUACUCGGGAGUCCUACUCGGCAGCUGUACGCAGCAUCACCCGCCUACUGAAGCCGGGUGGCACGCUGGUGAUGAUCAGUGUUAUCUCCGAGUCCUUCCACACUAUCGGCGGUCACAAGUUCUUCACCCUCACUGUAGAUGAAAGCUUCAUAGAAGAAGUACUCAAGGCCGCUGGCUUUAAUGCCAUCGAUAUCAAGACGUUCCCUGCACCAAGUCUUAAUCAGGAUAGCAGUAUUUGGGAUAACAAUGUCAGUGAUUUUGGUGGGAUGGCAGUUGUGCAUGCUCGCAAACUAUAGUUACUGUAGCUCGCG
Molecule: messenger RNA, 671 nt
Organism: Branchiostoma belcheri (Belcher's lancelet)
Lineage: Eukaryota; Metazoa; Chordata; Leptocardii; Amphioxiformes; Branchiostomatidae
Product: nicotinamide N-methyltransferase-like
Exons: 4
Cellular component (GO): cytosol
Molecular function (GO): N-methyltransferase activity
Source: RefSeq, a predicted model, not a curated record